AUGAAAGCACCUUUCUCCCUGCCCUGUCUCCUCCUCCUCCUGACUCUGGAUGCGCAGAAGAAAGAUCCAAAAUCCCUGUUCGGCCGGGCAAAGGAGCCGCAGGGAUUUGAUAAAGAGCGGGCCAGCUUCGGAUUCAGGUUUGGGAGGCAGGAAGAGGAAAGCCCGGGCGCCUGCUUUGUUCCGGCAAGCGGAGAGAAGCAGAGCGGCCUGCUGGGGAAUCUGGCCGAGGAGCUCAACGGCUACCACAGGAAGAAAGGCGGCUUCAGUUUAAGUUUUGGGCGGUGCCAUCCCUGUAGCAACAUCACUGAGCUGAGGAGGAUGGUUGGCCAUGAAUAA
Tachyglossus aculeatus (Australian echidna) is the source of this 336-nucleotide messenger RNA. RefSeq names its product pyroglutamylated RFamide peptide (gene QRFP). Gene Ontology annotation, molecular function: orexigenic neuropeptide QRFP receptor binding. The record is from RefSeq and is a predicted model, not a curated record. NCBI's taxonomy places the organism in Eukaryota, Metazoa, Chordata, Mammalia, Monotremata, Tachyglossidae. The coding region runs from base 1 to 336 and encodes 111 amino acids. The transcript has 3 exons.